AGUGAAUAUUGUGAAGAGUAAUAAUUAUAACAGAAAAAAGGGAAAAGCACAGUAGCGUGUGUGAUUGCUCUUGUGAGGCAUCUUUAAUCAUAUAUUAAUGCCAUGUGAAACUAAAUUUACAAAUGAACAGAAUUUAUUCUAUAAUCAAUAGAAUAAUAUUACAUUUAUUAGAGGAAGAAAAAUAAGAAAAUAAAAAAUGAAAAUGAGGAUUUAAAUUUAAAAAAGAAAAAAAGACAUAAGUGUGAAAAGUCUCUCCCUCUCUCUAUAUAUAAUUGGACAAAACAGAAGGAGUUUAUAUUUGAAGUUUCUCCACAGUGGCACGAAAUAUAAAGUUGGAGACUGUGAAAGAAGAAAGGAAAUGUCAGAAACACGCAGAUAUGUAAGAAAUAUCUCAACAGAGGAACUGAUUGCAGAGUUUCCAUCCCAAAAAAGAGAAAGAAAAGUCAGCAAAUGUUUCGUGUACAGUCUGGUAAUCUUUGUGAUGAUAACUUUGAUUUGCCUUAUUCUUGCACUUUUGAUGUCGCACGUGGGAGAUCCCAAAAUUGAAUUCAAAUCAGCAAGGUUGAUGAACAAUACUAACCAUUAUCAUAACGUUUCUUCAACGUCUCCCUUCAAUGUCACCAUAGUUGUUCGUGUCAGCCUCAGCAGCCCUAGAUUUGUCUCCUUCGAUUACGAGGCGAGCGCAGCGAGUGUGACGUAUGCGAAUUCCGGUAAACGUGCUGGUGUUUCCAUAUUGAAAGCUGCCACAUUGGAGGCCAAGGAAACCAGAGAUAUGGACUUGACUAUUCACGUGAGUUUCGGGAAGAAGGUAAAUCUAACUGAUUAUUCCAACUCAGGCAUGCUCAAACUCAGAAGUUACGCAAAAUUAAGUGGUACGCUGCACACUUUCAAGCUGCUAAAGAAGAGAAAGACCAUUCGAGUGUCUUGCACCAUCAAUCUCGACUUCACCUCAUUUUUCACCCAAAACUUCCAAUGUUAAGGUUCUUAUCAUUCUUUCUUUU
This is a messenger RNA of Vigna umbellata (rice bean), 1001 nucleotides long. The record is from RefSeq and is a predicted model, not a curated record. NCBI's taxonomy places the organism in Eukaryota, Viridiplantae, Streptophyta, Magnoliopsida, Fabales, Fabaceae.